UCCACCGUGUGCGCAGGUCGUCGAGGGAAGAGGUGGGCGUUUUUACACGGUCGCUUGCUGGGUGUUGAUACUGAGAAGAAUUUUUUCCGACGUCUCCUGCCAGCUUUACAGAUGUUUCUCCCUACGCUCGUAGAGGACAUGCAUCACUUUAAGCCAAGCCGUGAUAGACUGUACACCACCCGGUGCUGCGGGUGUUGCCAUGUUCGAACCGGGACCAUCAUCCUGGGAACAUGGUAUAUGGUGGUUAACCUGUUGAUGGGGAUUCUGCUGACGGUGGCCGUGACGCACCCAGAGAAUGUACCAACCAUCGAUUUGCAGUAUGAGGUCAUCGACCAUUACUUUGCUUCCGAUCGGAUGUCUGAAAAUGCCUGUGUGGGUUUUGCCAUCUCCCUGCUGAUGCUCACCAUCAGUGCCAUGAUGGUGUAUGGAGCCAUCACUCACCGUGAUGGAUGGCUCAUCCCAUUUUUCUGCUACCAGCUGUUUGACUUUGCUCUGAGCUGCCUGGUGGCCAUCAGUUCUCUCACUUACCUGCCUAGGAUCCGGGACUACCUGGAGCAGCUGCCGGAUUUCCCUUAUAAGGAUUAUCUGCUGUCCCUGAACUCAAGCUGCCUCCUCCUCUUUGUGCUGGUGUUCUUUGCCUUCCUGAUCAUUCUCAAGGCUUAUUUGAUCAACUGCGUGUGGAACUGCUACAAGUACAUCAACAACAGAAACAUGCCUGAGAUUGCUGUGUACCCUGCUUUUGAGACCCCUCCUCAGUACAUCCUGCCCACCUAUGAGAUGGCGAUGAAGAUGCCAGAGAAGGACCCUCCUCCCCCUUACAUGCCAGUCUAAGCACCAGCCGUGUCACCAGGACACACACAUGCGCCCCCAGCCAUCAUAUGCAUUCCUACAUGCCCCGUCUAACCCAUUCUGAACACCAUGAAGCCCUUAUUCCCCUCUGAACCUUCUGUGUCUGUGUGAGGUCUUUAAAGAUAUUUUCUUCAAUCUCUCCGCUAUAUUUCUUUAGAGUGUUUAUAGAGCAUCCUGGAGAUGUGAUGGAAAAAUGGUGGGAGAGUUAUAACGCGUGAUAAUGGAUGGAUGAAUGUGGAAGAACAUUUGAAGGAACCCCUCUACCCUUGCUACCCUAGUCCCUCAAAUCCUUUUUAAGUCUUAGUAAAAGGGAUAUGUGAAAAAAAAUGCUUGAAAUUUGCUCAUAAAUCCAGCACCAUUUUAUUAAUAGAUCAAUAUAUAAGUACUGAAGAAUUGUUGAACUAUGACAAUCUGCUUAUUAUAGUUCUUAUUGUUUAGUUGUGUUGCAGUUUUCUGCUGUUUGUUAAGACCUAAAGUAUUCCGCCUUUGCUUUGAUUUGAGUCUUUCGCACUAUUUUGUCUGUAUUUAUUUAGCUUUGCAGUGGUACGGUUCACAGUGUCCUCACCGCUUUGCUGCUGUGGUGUUUGAGCAAAGCUGCUGAGUUUUUGUUUUCCAGCUGGAAAUGAAGGAGAGCAGAAUUGGAUCAUUUCUCUGCCUCUUUCAUCGCCUGACACGUGAAGAUGAACAGCUAGCCUUGUGAUCAUUAGUUAUUGCAUGCUUAUCAACGCCAUCUUCCCAUUACUUUGUUAGUAAUGAUUUUAUCCCUGUGAAAAAGCAGUUGACUUAAAUAAAUGUGUCAGAACAAUGAAAA
Molecule: messenger RNA, 1660 nt
Organism: Cyprinodon tularosa
Lineage: Eukaryota; Metazoa; Chordata; Actinopteri; Cyprinodontiformes; Cyprinodontidae
Gene: laptm4a
Product: lysosomal protein transmembrane 4 alpha
Exons: 7
Coding region: 112-831 (239 amino acids)
Cellular component (GO): lysosomal membrane
Source: RefSeq, a predicted model, not a curated record